AUGCUUCUGUUAUAGAUCACAUGCUACUAAAUUCAGAUAAUGCUGAUUUUACGCCUUUGUUUUGGCGCCCCCUCCAGCGCAGCGCCCCUGUGCGUCGCGUGCUCGUGUUUUGCGCCAGUGAUUGCGGUAGUCUGGAGAUAAAACUGAAUCGACACGUCAUUGGCUCCCACUCUGGCUGUGUUUGUGUGUAUUUUACAGGAAGGAAGGGAGGAGGAGGCAGCGUGGAAGGAGGUUUUGUCGCAGUAACACAACUUCUCCAGGCGGGCAGCUGCUUUUCCACAACACGUCCUCCAACGGUCCCUCCGACACGCCGAGUGGACAUGCCGCCGGUCAGUCUGUGCGCUCCGUGACCCCAGGAGGGACUGAGUGAGCUCGGCUUGCUCGUCUCUGAACGCUGGCGCGGAAGCGAAAGGCUCGGGGUUCGGGGAAAGACCGACGCCUCCCUGCGUCUUUCCCGGCGCCGGCAGCCGCCAGCCCGGAUCGGCCGCAGGAACCGACCGCUCCGGCUGUUAGCCGGGAAGCUAGCAGCCGGGAAGCUAAGGGGCAAAUACACCCAGGAAAUCCGAUCAGUUGAGCUUUGACAGAAAGCAGCGGCGACAGCCUGAAAAUGGAUUGAACAAUGAAGGGUGGAACUGACUAAUCAUCCAAAUAGGAGGGCCUCUUUCUCUCUCUCUCUCUCUAAGGUAGCUCUCUUCAGCUUACCUGUGCAGCAGAGCUGAGAGACAGAGCAGAAGAUGCCUCCAAGGCCGUCCUCAGGGGAGCUAUGGGGCAUCCACCUGAUGCCCCCAAGGAUCCUGGUGGACUGCCUGCUGCCCAAUGGGAUGAUUCUGACCUUGGAGUGUCUCCGAGAGGCCACGCUAAUCACCAUCAAGCAUGAGCUGUUCAAGGAGGCCAGGAAGUAUCCCCUCCAUCACCUCCUGCAGGAGGAAACCUCCUACAUUUUUGUCAGUGUUACACAGGAAGCUGAGCGGGAGGAGUUCUACGAUGAGACUCGAAGGCUGUGUGACCUUCGACUCUUCCAGCCGUUCCUCAAAGUGAUCGAGCCAGUCGGCAACAGAGAGGAAAAGAUCCUGAACAGAGAGAUCGGUUUUGCCAUCGGCAUGCCCGUGUGUGAGUUCGACCUGGUGAAGGACCCAGAGGUCCAGGACUUCAGGAGAAACAUCCUGAAUGUUUGUAAAGACUCUGUGGAGCUGAGAAACGCCAGCGGGCCUCACAGCAGAGCGCUGUACGUUUACCCCCCCAACGUCGAGUCGACACAGGAGCUUCCCAAACACAUCCAUAGCAAACUGGACAAAGGUCAGAUUAUUGUUGUAAUAUGGGUGAUCGUUUCCCCAAACAAUGACAAGCAAAAGUAUACACUGAAGAUCAACCAUGACUGUGUGCCGGAACAGGUGAUCGCAGAGGCCAUUCGCAAGAAGACGCGCAGCAUGCUGUUGUCCCCAGAGCAGCUGAAGAUGUGUGUUCAAGAAUAUCAGGGGAAAUACAUCCUCAAAGUUUGUGGCUGUGACGAAUACCUGCUGGAAAAGUAUCCCAUCAGCCAGUACAAGUACAUCCGUAGUUGCAUCAUGUUGACCAGGAUGCCAAACCUGAUGCUAAUGGCUAAGGACAGCCUGUACACUCAGCUGCCUACGGAUAACUUCGUCAUGCCAUCAUACUCUCGUCGUAUCUCCACGGCAACGUCGUACAUGAAUGGAGAGGCUUCGUCCAAGUCGCUGUGGAGCAUCAACGGGACUCUGCGAAUACGAAUCCUCUGCGCCACCUACGUCAACGUGAAUAUACGGGACAUAGACAAGAUUUAUGUGAGGACUGGAAUUUACCAUGGAGGUGAACAAAUGUGUGACAACGUCAACACACAGAGAGUACCCUGCUCUAAUCCCAGGUGGAAUGAGUGGCUCCCCUAUGACAUGUACAUCCCGGACAUCCCCCGAGCUGCCAGGCUCUGCCUCUCCAUCUGCUCCGUUAAAGGCAGAAAGGGAGCCAAGGAGGAACACUGUCCAUUAGCUUGGGGCAACAUUAACCUGUUUGACUACACUCACACUCUGGUGGCCAACAAGAUGGCUCUGAACCUCUGGCCAGUCCCUCAUGGCCUUGAAGACCUCCUCAACCCAAUAGGAGUCACUGGAUCUAAUCCCAAUAAGGAAACACCAUGUCUGGAGCUGGAGUUUGACCACUUCAGCUGUCCUGUCAAAUACCCAGACAUGAAUGCAGUGGAAGAUCAUGCAAACUGGAUCAUCUCCAGGGAACUGGGGUUUAACUUCAACCUCUCAGUCAACCACUCGGGAACUCAACAGAGCAGUCGGGCGGCCAGAGAUCACGCCCUGACGGAAAGUGACAGCGAACAGAUGCGACAGCUGAGUAACAGGGACCCUCUGUCUGAAAUCACUGAGCAGGAGAAAGACUUCCUCUGGAGACACAGGCACUACUGUAUGAACAUCCCAGAGAUCCUUCCCAAGAUACUUCUUGCUGUCAAAUGGAACUCCAGAGAUGAUGUAGCGCAGAUGUAUUGUUUGUUGAAGGAAUGGCCAUCGAUCCGUCCAGAACAGGCCAUGGAGCUGCUGGACUGUAACUACCCAGACCCCAUGGUCAGGCACUUCGCUGUGCGCUGCCUGGACAAAUACUUGACCGACGAUAAACUCUCCCAGUACCUUAUCCAGCUUGUUCAGGUAUUAAAAUACGAGCAGUAUCUUGACAGUCCUCUAGCUCGCUUUCUCCUCAAAAAGGCCCUGACAAAUCAAAGGAUAGGCCAUUUCUUCUUCUGGCAUCUCAAGUCAGAAAUGCACAACAAAACUGUGAGCCAGAGGUUCGGGCUGCUGCUGGAGGCGUACUGCAGGGCUUGUGGCAUGUACCUGAAACACCUGAGCAGGCAGGUGGAAGCCAUGGAGAAGCUCAUCAACCUCACCGACAUUCUCAAACAGGAAAAGAAGGAUGAGACGCAAAAGGUCCAGAUGAAGUUUCUUGUAGACCAGAUGAAGCGACCCGACUACAUGGACGCCCUGCAGAACUUCACCUCUCCACUCAACCCUGCACACCAGCUGGGAAAUCUGAGGCUGGAGGAGUGCAGAAUCAUGUCAUCCGCAAAGAGACCGCUGUGGCUCAACUGGGAGAAUCCUGACAUCAUGUCCGAGUUGCUGUUUCAGAAUAAUGAGAUCAUCUUCAAAAACGGAGACGAUUUGCGGCAGGAUAUGCUGACGCUGCAGAUAAUCAGAAUCAUGGAGAACAUCUGGCAGAACCAGGGACUGGACCUACGGAUGCUCCCCUACGGCUGUCUGUCUCUGGGAGACUGCGUGGGCCUGAUAGAGGUGGUUCGAAACUCCCACACCAUCAUGCAGAUUCAGUGUAAAGGAGGCUUGAAAGGAGCCUUGCAGUUCAACUCCAACACGCUGCAUCAGUGGCUCAAGGACAAAAACAAAGGAGAGACGUACGACUUGGCUGUGGAUCUGUUUACGAGGUCCUGUGCUGGCUACUGUGUAGCCACGUUUAUUCUGGGGAUCGGCGAUCGGCACAACAGCAACAUUAUGGUGAAAGACGACGGGCAGUUGUUUCAUAUAGAUUUUGGCCAUUUCUUGGAUCACAAGAAGAAGAAAUUUGGCUACAAGCGAGAGCGAGUCCCGUUCGUUCUGACGCAAGACUUCCUCAUCGUCAUCAGUAAAGGAUCCCAGGAGUGCACAAAGACCAAAGAGUUUGAAAGGUUCCAGGAAAUGUGCUACAAGGCGUACCUGGCCAUCCGCCAGCACGCCAACCUCUUCAUCAACCUGUUCUCCAUGAUGCUGGGCUCCGGGAUGCCCGAGCUGCAGUCCUUCGACGACAUCGCCUACAUCCGGAAGACGCUGGCGCUGGAGAAAAGCGAGCAGGAGGCUUUGGAUUAUUUCAUGAAGCAGAUGAACGACGCUCACCAUGGAGGUUGGACCACCAAGAUGGACUGGAUUUUCCACACGAUUCGGCAGCAUGCACUAAACUAAACGCAUUAAACUCAACAUGGAGUAUUUAUUACUACACUUUUUGAAGGGAUUUAUUUUCCCAUUCACAGCAAACUCUAUAAAACUCUAUAAAGUUUGCCUUUUGAUUAAGUUUUGAAGCACUUUUUCCCUUGUUUUUCAAACGAGGUUCUGGGUUUCCCGCAUUAUCGUUUCUGUUCGCCUUCAUUCGGGUUGUGCUGCUUUUGUCAGUGUGUCAAAUUUUCCUCAAGACCCUGACGGUAAUAACCUUCCCCAGACUUUCAUGUUUGGAAAAAAAAAGCUGCUCUUGAAAUAAAACCCAACAGAACUUAGCGGAGCCGCCGAGGCGUUAAUGUAGCUGCAGAGCAAGUGGGACUUGCUGACCUUCAGUCGUUGCAGUUCUGCACAGGGAAGGCAGAGGAAACGUUGUGCUCAAAUUCACUGGAUUAUCUCCCAUCUAUAAUGUCUUCCACAGAUAAUUUGACCUUUUUUCAUUGUUUGGGUUUUUGGAGCAGAAAUGUAAAGACUAAAAAGCAUCAGAGAUGAUCUCUGAGAUUUUCUUUCUCCAGCGACUUCUUGUCGUCGACUUCAGAGCAAAGAUGCCUCUGUCAAAAAAAUAAAAAAAGCACUUGAAACUGUAAAAAAGUAAAGUGUACAGAUUUAUGACUUUUUAAAUUAAUUUAUGUAUUUUGUUUCAUUUUGAAAGUCAGAAAUAUAACAGAUACUAUUGAUUUUGUAAAUAUGUUUGAAACUUUGUCACUUAAAGGUUCUUUUAGCGCCAUUUGAGCUGCAGUUUUUUUUUUGAUUAGACGUAAUACUGAUACCUUUUUAUUUAUAAAGUUGGCCCAGAAUCAUUUAUUUAGAGAAGCAAAACUGCAAGAGUGAACAUUUUGGUCUUGCAUUACAUUUACAACAAGAAGUGAGGGGAAAAAACACACUGUGUAUAAACAGGAACAGAUUCCCCCCCAAAAUACACAACCUGAGUAAAUUAAACUGAACUGAGAGCAAAAAAAAAGAGGGUUAUAGAAAAUAGUAAUUUUUUUUUGACUAGUAACAUAAAAAUCAACUCUGACUACAUAUUUUCAACCUAGAGAGUUUUUCUCACCCAAAAUAAUGUCCAGACUACCCAAUUGUGUGUUGUGAUUGGAUAGUAGGAGAAACCCAAACCUAUUUACAACUUCUUGCUAUUCAGUGCCAAGGAGAAACCCAGCAUAAGUGUAUAAAAGCAUUAGCUUGGAGAGCUAAAAAACCGGCACCCUCUGGAAGGAUUUAAAAGCCCUUUAUGAAGAGCUGCCUCUAAAGACAUUUAGGUUGCGUUGCUCCCCUCUGUGUUCGGGCCUGAGCCGGUGCUGCCUUGCCUCAAACUGCUGUCACCAACACGCCUCGUAAAGGGGAACUGUGCUGAGUCUCACUUUUUUCCACAGUCGGUUUUAGCUGAGAGUUUAACACAAGCGUUACCGUAAGGAUGUUACCCGUCCCAUCAGUUUUUAGUUUACCCACAAUAAAAUGCUGUUUAGCCCUAAAACUGUCACUUUAGGCUAAUGCUAUGCAACUUUAGCUUAGCAAAUUAUGCUAGCAGAGCUAAUUCUGAAGUAAUUGGUGACAAAACAACACAAACUGUAUAUUUUAUUCUCACUUUUAAAAGCCUUAAGAAAAUGAAUUGGGAUUUGCUUCAUACCUUCAACGGUUGGUGUUUUCCGACUCUGAAAUACGACUGAUUAGUUUUGCACAAUCAGUAUUCAUAUGGCCAAAAAAACAACUUAAGAUGGAUUAAAACGUCAUUUGUUGAAAGUUAAUGAUUACAUUUAAAUGUAACAGAAGUUUGUUAAAAGUAAAAUGUUUUCAGUGCUGAAAACUGCAACAUGUGACACUAAAUCUCUCAAUUGGCUGAACUAUGAACUUUGUAAUUGAUUCUUUCAUUGAUGCUCCAGAAAUUAGAACAUUUUACAUAAUCAGGGUAAUUAGAAACCCAUUUUGGUCAAUGAAUAUAUGAAAAGCUUCACCAGACCAGCCAGGUGUGUUAAGAGGCCAAAGUGACGAUUAGUUUUAAUUUGGUUCAGUUGUUUUGCUUUGUUUGUGCUGCAUCGUUAGCCUGGACCUUCUGUAGUGUUUUUCUGAGUGAAUCCUGUGAAACUGAUGUUGGAAAAGCACUAUAAGGUGAAAAAGAAAUGCUAAUAAUUUUAAUUAUUCUUGCCUUUUUUUUGGACAUUAGUCUGAUAUGUAUGUUUUGCAAAUAGCAUAGCGAGUGUGUAUGACGGAAAAUGUGUACUUGGGUGUGGCAGCUGUUGUGUGUUGUCCUCCCAUGCAUCCUGAGUCAUUCUGUGCAGGCUGCAGAGCUUCAUUGGCAGGUUCCAAUGGAAACCGGCGCGUGUGCCAUGACACCUGCAAUAACUGUCUUUAAAUGUUUUGGAAACGACCAUCUCCACUGGCAGGGAAUAUUUGCCAGCAUUUUGUUUUUAUUUGUUUAUAAGGAAAGAUAAAUAAGGGGAAACAAACUUUUUUUACAUGUAUAUUCAUGUUUUACUUGAAAUGUCAUGAAUUGGAGAGUUUAUGUCCAAUUAGUACUAAUUAUGAGAGUCUAUUGUACUGUAGAUAAACGCCGAUGGCUGAAGCAUUGUUUAAUACGAGUAGUGAAUGUUCUUUGUGCCACAGUGAAGAAUCAAUUACAUCUUGAUCUGAGGGGAUAAAUUGGAGACUAAAAAAACGUUUACUGUAAGAUUCCAACAGUUUUCUAAAGCUUGGUUGGUUAAAGUGGUUGUAAACUCAAAUCCAAGUUUUUCCUCCUGGAAGUAAAUCACACUGCAAAAACACAAAAUCUCACCAAAUAUUUCUGGUCUAGUUUUUAGUUCAAAUAUCUUAGCACACCUGAAAUAAGACAAAACUACCUAAUAAAUCACCUUUAACUGGAUAAUUCUUUAAUGUUGGUGAAAAAAUACUAAUUCGAUUGGCAGAUUAUUUCACUUACAACACAAAGUGAUACAAGUUUCUGCUGAAAAGCUGCUUGCAGGUUAAUUUAGUUUUAUUUAGUUUAGUAAAUUAAGACAUUUGCGUUGGAAAGUAGACUAAAAAUAUUUGGUUAGAUUUUGUGUUUUUGCAUAAAACGAGACACUUUAUGAAGUUCAACACAAUAAAGUGCAAUAAGCCGUAAUCCUGCCUUUUUAGUGGCUUUCAUUGUGACUGUGGGACUAAAAUGUUAAAUCUGCCAUGUCAGCCAUUUGUCUUUGUGUUGAAUUCAAUCGUCGCCUGAUUGGUUUUGUUUGUUUUUGUUGUGUAAAUGCACUGUUUCUACUGAGCCUCGAAUUGAGCCAUGAACAGAGAAAAUGUCAUAAAAUGGAUUUAAAAUUCAGUUUUUAAAUUUCAAGCAAAUUCUCUGGAAUAUAAAAAAUAAAAUAUUUUACUUGUGUGCAGCUCUGUGAGUUGGUGUCGUAAUGUGCUGUGCUGCCAGAACUUUUUCACAUGCUACUUGCAUGAGAUCAAUAUUUAUUUUCCUGAUUUUAUAAUUAUUUUCCCCCCUUUUUUAUUUUGAUAAACAAACAUUCACUGUCUUCCCUAAUGCCUUAAGUCUGCUUCCUGUAGGUUUUGGGACAUUUGGUAUUUAAGUUGCAUUGUUAUUACAAUAUUGUUGUUUUAUUUAUGGAUGUACAUUCGGAGGCGACGGUUGUAUUCCCUGACCGACCGACUAACUGGUCACCAGGGCGUCUGUGAAGUUGUGUAAAUAAAUUUGUUAAACAUUCA
This is a messenger RNA of Poeciliopsis prolifica (blackstripe livebearer), 7670 nucleotides long. Its product is annotated as phosphatidylinositol 4,5-bisphosphate 3-kinase catalytic subunit alpha isoform-like. The record is from RefSeq and is a predicted model, not a curated record. Lineage: Eukaryota; Metazoa; Chordata; Actinopteri; Cyprinodontiformes; Poeciliidae. The transcript is spliced from 26 exons. The coding region runs from base 735 to 3959 and encodes 1074 amino acids. Gene Ontology annotation, cellular component: phosphatidylinositol 3-kinase complex, class IB; phosphatidylinositol 3-kinase complex, class IA; cytoplasm. Gene Ontology annotation, molecular function: 1-phosphatidylinositol-4-phosphate 3-kinase activity; 1-phosphatidylinositol-3-kinase activity. Gene Ontology annotation, biological process: phosphatidylinositol 3-kinase/protein kinase B signal transduction; phosphatidylinositol-3-phosphate biosynthetic process; phosphatidylinositol-mediated signaling.